Molecule: messenger RNA, 4979 nt
Organism: Rhododendron vialii
Lineage: Eukaryota; Viridiplantae; Streptophyta; Magnoliopsida; Ericales; Ericaceae
Product: MDIS1-interacting receptor like kinase 2-like
Exons: 2
Coding region: 1698-4688 (996 amino acids)
Biological process (GO): protein phosphorylation
Molecular function (GO): protein binding; protein kinase activity; ATP binding
Source: RefSeq, a predicted model, not a curated record
AUCAAAAAAAGUUGGUUAAGUUUACACUCGAUGCACGCGCAAAUGUCAUCUGUCAAAGCUGUCUCAUGUAGCACCACACAGUUACUUUCGGUGAUGAAGCAUCAUUCACUUCCACUAACCAUAAGCUUUGGACUAAAUGAAGAAUGGUUUAUACAUAUAAAUAUGGCAGUACCGCAACAAGAAGAUGGACCACUGGCUGAUUUAGAAAGCAGAUUCAAAAGUACCCUUUCCUAAUCACUAUGCACUCCAGACUCCAGAGUCAAGCACUAGUGCACCUCCAUUUCUUACCAAACUGGACAAAGAUUUCUUAAACAAAGGGAAAAUGUGCACUCCAAUCACGUUUCCCUUUCAUUCUUCGGAAUAAAGAUUUCGAUUUUGAUGUGCUAAAUCUUCAUUUUUCGAUUUAGGGCUCAUCAAUUCUCCGAAAUAGUGAUUUUAUUGCUAUGAUAUGCUCUACUAUUUUUGAGUCUCCAAACGGAGAACGGGUAAGAGAUGAGAUGGAGAUGCUGUAAGUGUGAGUUCACACUCUUUCCUAACCCAAGCAAGAUGCACAACAGUUUAGACUUCAAUUUUCUUACUUUUAUGGGAUUUGAAGAAAAAUCCCACAUUAGCUCGUAAAUAAACAUUUCUAGCAUUUUACAUAUAUGAAAGCAUCCGACUCAAAACCAAUUUGAAAGGCCACUUAGGCUCCUAUACUAGUUUUGGAGGUUAUGAUUAACCAAUGUGAGAAAAACUCAAACACUCCCUCGUACGUCCGAUUCCUGACCCGCACGUGGAGAAGUUAACGACAAAACAAGGUGUACUAAAGGCACAAACAACAGGGCAAUCAAUCAAGAGAGUCUUGUCUAAAAUCCUACAAAAAUCAAGCUCUAAUACCAUGUUAAAACAUCCAACUCAAAACCAAUUAGCAAUGAGUGGAGAGGCCACCCAGACUCAUAUACUACUAGUUUUGGUGGUUAACCAAUGUGGGAAAAACUCUAACAUCAUAUGAGAGAUUGAAGUUGCAUAUUCCGUAUCCUAAUUUCACUUCAUUCCAAGUAAUAAAUCUUGAAUAACCCACAACAUAUUAACCAGACAUAGUUGUAUGAAACAUAAUACAAAUAAGCCUCGAGGCAUAGUUCUCCUACCCAUACCCAACUUUCAGCCCCAUAACCCAAAAUAGUCCAUGUUUAAGUUUAGGGACAUCUAACUUUUGGACACACACUCUCAGAUAAUCGUAUCAGAGUCCACAUGAUGUCACCUCUAUAAAAUCACACGACAUUUAGAUUAUAAACCACAGUGAUGAUUCUUAAUUUACUAAAAUUUGUUCGUAUACCAUUACCAAAAUCUAAUCUCAAAAAUACCACUCAGUUUCACAUCGAAAGUUUGAAAGCAAUUGCGUAUGCAAAUCGGGUCAUUACAUCCACUAAUUUCAUUCAACAUUCAUGUAGCGGAAAUUCUUUCUAAGAACUUUUCAAAAGCGUGACGAUGAUGGAAAAUACCAAUCUUUUUCACUAAUUAAGAAAGACCUUGUCCAAAAAAGAAGUCUUACUACAUCUGAUCCUCAUUUCUCCUCUUUUUUUACAGUCAGUGAUAAGAAAAGGGACCCAAACAUUUUAAAUUCCAAAGUCUAUAAGCAAACAUGGUGACACUAAAUGUCACUAUAAAAUCGAACUUGGUCAUCAUGAAAGACUUACCAUAAGGGAAAGAAACAAAACAUGGGGCUUUUACAAAAACUACUCUGCCCUGUUUCCAUUGUCCUUUCCGUUGUACUUUUUUCCUCACUGGAUACUGCCUCUGCUUCUGUUGAAGAGGCUAAUGCUCUCCUCAAAUGGAAAGAAACCCUUCAGAGUGCCAAUAGUUCAGUGCUAGCAACAUGGACUCUUGGUGCAAAAAAUGGCUCCAGUUCAAGUGGUAGUAGCCCAUGUAACUGGUUUGGGGUUUCUUGCAUUAAUGCUGAAGGAAGAGUCACCCGGCUGAACCUCACGAAUUCAAGCAUGAAGGGUACUCUUGAGACCUUUCCAUUCUCAUUGUUCCAGAAGCUUGCUUAUGUUGAUCUAAGUAUGAAUGAACUCUCUGGUCCCAUCCCACCUCAAAUCAGCUCACUCCCGAUUGUAUACCUUGAUUUGUCAGUUAAUGAGUUUUCUGGAAAUAUUCCACCUGAAAUCGGUCACUUAACAAAUCUUGAAACACUCCAUUUGGCAGACAAUCAAUUGACCGGCUCAAUUCCUCCAGAGAUAGGCCAGUUGAAGUCUCUUUCUGAGCUUUCUUUGUCCACCAAUUAUCUUAGUGGUCCUAUUCCUCCUCCUUUGCGCAAUUUGAGCAACUUGGUUUCUCUAUUCCUAUUUCAUAAUCAACUUUCCGGUUCCAUUCCUGCAGAAAUAGGAAAUCUCACAAAUCUUGAGUUGGUUCAAAUGGAUAGCAAUAGACUAACUGGUCCCAUUCCUUCCUCUUUUGGAAACUUGAAUCGGCUGACUUCGUUGAGCCUAUUCAACAACACACUUUCUGGUUCCAUUCCAAAUGAACUAGGAAACUUGAAGUCUCUUGUGAACUUGGAAUUGAAUGAUAACCAACUUAACGGUUCCAUUCCAGCUUCAAUAGGAGACUUGUCCGAAUUAUCGUACUUAUUCUUGCGCGUAAAUAACCUUUCUGGUCCUAUUCCACAAGAAUUUCGCAAUUUGAAAAACUUGAUCGUGUUGGAAAUGGACGGAAAUCAAUUUUGCGGGAAUCUCCCAGAUAUUUGCCAAGGUAGGAAGCUUCAGAAUUUCACAGUCGACGCCAAUCAGCUAACGGGCCAUAUUCCUAGAAGCUUGAGAGAUUGCUCUAGCCUAGUCAGAGUCCGCCUUGAAGGAAACCAACUGACUGGAAACAUAUCAGAAGAUUUUGGGGUCUACCCACAUCUCGACUACUUGGAUCUAAGUCGCAACGAAUUCUAUGGCAAAAUCUCUGGAAACUGGAGGAAGUGCCCGAAAUUGCAAUCCCUGCGAAUGGCAGGGAACAAUAUCACAGGCAGCAUACCACCAGAGUUGGGAGAUUCAGCUCAACUACACAGGCUUGAUCUUUCGUCGAAUCAUUUGACCGGAGAGAUUCCAAAGGAAUUAGGGAAGGUGAGUUCUCUAUGGGAACUGUAUCUCAAUGACAACCAGCUUUCCGGUGGUAUACCAAGAGAAAUCGGAUCACUAGCUGAACUAGAAAAGCUUGACCUGUCCAUAAACAGGUUAAGUGGGUCAAUAGCAGCGGGAAAUCUAGAUAAUUGCAUCAAACUGAAUUACUUGAACUUGAGCAACAACAAUUUUAGCCAAGAAGUCCCACGUCAAUUGGGAAAGAUAUCUCCCCUAUCUCACGUGGAUCUCAGUCGAAAUUCACUUAUGGGGGAGAUACCGUCGGAGAUGGCAAGUUUGAUGAGUUUGGAGUGGCUAGACCUCUCCCACAAUCAUUUAUCUGGUUUAAUUCCCAGAGUUUUCCAAGACAUGAAUUGGUUGGUGCACAUUGACGUAUCCUUCAAUGAGUUGGAGGGUCCCAUUCCCAUGAGCGAAGCCUUCAUGAAUGCUUCUAUAGACGGCCUCCAAGGGAACAAAGGCUUGUGUGGAAAUGUCACAGGAUUGCAGCCAUGUAUAUGUGGAAAUGUCGCAGGAUUGCAGCCAUGCAAAUACCAAAAGGACCACCGGACUCUUGUUCUUGUAAUUGUGCUCCCUCUUGGUGGAGCGCUUUUACUUGUAAGUGCAUUCGCCAGAUUUCUAAUCAUCUCCAACCGAAGAAAAAGAAAGUCACACAUAGAAGAUGGCGCCAAAUAUAAAGAUCUCUUCUCUAUAUCAAUCUACGAUGGAAGAGCAGUGUACAAUGAUAUCCUAGAAGCCACAAACGAUUUUGAUGCCACAUAUUGCAUUGGAAAAGGAGGAUAUGGAGCUGUAUACAAAGCAACACUUCCAUCAGCCAAUAACCAAGCAACACUUCCAUCAGCCAAUACAGUGGCUGUGAAGAAACUUCAUAACUUGUCUGAGAAGGACGAUCGUCGAGGUUUCUUGAACGAGGUAAGGGCACUAACUGAAAUCAAGCAUCGCAACAUAGUAAAGUUUUUUGGGUUCUGUUCGCAUGCCCGUAACUCAUUUCUGGUUUAUGAGUACCUCGAAAGGGGAAGCUUGGCUUCGAUUUUCAACAGAGACGAAGAAGCAAAACAAUUGGAUUGGCCAAAAAGGUUGAAUAUUAUCAAGGGUGUCGCACAUGCUUUGUCAUACAUGCACCAUGAUUGCAAACCACCAAUCGUUCACCGCGACAUAUCAAGCAACAACAUUUUGAUUGAUGACGAGUAUGAGGCCCGAGUUUCAGACUUUGGCAUGGCUAAACUUCUAAAGUUGGAUUCCUCAAAUUGGAGUGCACUUGCAGGAACCUGCGGAUAUGUUGCACCAGAGCUUGCUUACACAAUGAAGGUAACUGAAAAGUGUGACGUGUAUAGCUUUGGAGUGUUAGCACUAGAAGUGAUCAAGGGGAAGCAUCCGGGAGAUUUGAUUUCCUCCCUAUCAACACUGGCCAUUGAAAAUGUACAGCUGAGAGAUGUAUUGGACCAACGCCUUUUACCUCCGUCUCCUGAAGUUGAGGAGGUAGUGAUGUGCAUUAUAAAGUUGGCAAAAGCAUGCUUGGAUACCAAUCCACAAUCUAGACCCGCCAUGCACAUCAUUUCCCAACUGUUGUCCACCCAAAAACUCCCUUAGAGCCGCAAAGAUUCAUCAGAGACGAGAAAAAGCCACUUUUCCACUGAGUAUAUAUGAAAUACGAUACCAAAUAAACCUAAUGCUCUAUUUAACAUAGUGCAUUGAACUAGUGAUCCUUCAAAAUUUCUUCUACUUUUUACUUUGCUUUGUAUUAUCAGCCGAUACUAUUGGAUUGUACUUCUAGUAUUGUAAGUCUUGAAAUAGCAAUGUUGCAUGUAUUCAACAAACCUUUGAACGGUUUCACUCUUACUUAUGACAAAGGAGACAGGAAGACAAUUUGAUGUGGAGUUA